AAAGUGAGAAAACGCGUGCUUUUAGCGUCGUAUAAAAGAUGCCCUAAGCUCUCCUCUCCAAAUCAUUCGUCAAUCAUGCUACUUUCAUCGCUGUCAAUCCUUCUUCUGUGUGGCAUUGUGGGGUCUACUUACUACCCCUGGCCUAAUCAGGGAAGAUGGCAGAUAGAACAGAGAUCAGGAGAUGAAUUGUAUCCAGGGACUUAUUUAGGAGAAGGAAAUGCUGCCUUGAUGAGAGGAUAUGCAGAGCUUUCUUGCACUUUAAAUGCUUUUGAAGGAUAUAUUGUAUCAAAUGUUGUGUGGUCAAAAAUGCGAGGUGAUUUCGAGGAACCUUUUUAUCCAUGUCCUCAGUGUUUUCCUCAAGAUCCACGUAUUCGAUCCUAUGAUCACAGAGGCAAAUCUAUUCUGAUGAUCCGUGAUCCUGGUCCAGUUGAUCGUGGAAUAUACAGAUGCAGUGCUACUGGUCAGUAUCCCGAGGGCCGAUUGACCACAGUUUAUCAAGUUGUCCAUUUAGUGUAAAAGUUGCUUUCCUGGUGUUCAUUUAUAUUUCAUUUGUUAAAUAAACAUUAUUAUCACAUUUGUCGUUGCUAUAUUAUGGAAAACAUCAUACUGUAUAAAUAAAGCUAUAUUUAUGUGA
Molecule: messenger RNA, 634 nt
Organism: Parasteatoda tepidariorum (common house spider)
Lineage: Eukaryota; Metazoa; Arthropoda; Arachnida; Araneae; Theridiidae
Source: RefSeq, a predicted model, not a curated record